Carica papaya (papaya) is the source of this 8416-nucleotide messenger RNA. The record is from RefSeq and is a predicted model, not a curated record. Lineage: Eukaryota; Viridiplantae; Streptophyta; Magnoliopsida; Brassicales; Caricaceae.
CGUUCAGUUGUCGUUCUUUUUCUCGGUCUGGCAGCUGCCAAAACCCUAGUAUUUCUGACAGUGAACUGGAAACAUCUCUCUAAAUGCCUCAUCGUUAAUCUUCAUUAACAUCGUCUGAACGCUAAUAUUAUUUUUCGGAUCCUUCUAUCCGGAUCUUCGACAUGGCGGCUUCACUUGAAUCUCUCAUUUCACUUGCCGGCUCAGUCACUACCUCUUCCACCAAAACCCGGCUAAGGAUCUUCGGCAAUGAUGUCCCUUCUCUUCUCAACGAUUCAGAAAUGAGUUCUGAAUUUGCAUCACUUCUGGUGGAUACAAUUUUUAAAACAUAGGCUAUAUAUGACGAUGGGGGUUCAAGUAAAGCAGUUGAUAAUAUGAUUGUGAAGGCCCUUGGUGAGGUGACACUUAUGAAGAGUUUUGCUGCAGUUCUUGUUCAGACUAUGGAAAAGCAGUCGAAGUUCCAGUCACAUAUAGGCUGCUAUAGACUCCUCAAAUGGUCAUGCCUCCUUUUGGGCAAGAGUCAGUUUGUCAGCCUUUCAAAGAAUGCAUUGUGUAGGGUUGCUGCAGUGCAAGCAUCUUUACUUAAUACUGUUAUGCAAAGAUCUUUUCGUGAGAAAAGUGCAGGCAGACAAAUUUUUUUCCAUUUAUUUUCUCAGUCUCCAGAUAUAUACAGAAUGUAUAUAGAGGAAUUAAAAGACUCAAGGAUUUCAUACAAAGAUACUCCUGAAUUGAUGUGGUUAUUACUUGAUUUCUCCUGUUCAUCACCUACAUUGUUUCAACAAUACAAGCCUAUUUUUCUUGAUAUGUAUGUGAAAUCGGUCUUAAAUGCCAGAGAAAAGCCAAAGAAGCAACUUAGUGAAGCUUUUGAUCCACUUUUUACCCAUAUGUUGCAUGAAGAUUUUCAAAGUGUUGUUUUUCCAGCAUCUGUUAAAAUGUUGAGACGCAACCCUGAGAUUGUGCUAGAAUCAGUGGGAAUUCUUUUAAGGUCUAUCAACCUUGAUUUGAGUAAGUAUGCAAGUGAACUCCUGUCUAUAGUAUUACCGCAAGCUCGGCAUGCAGACGAAGACAGAAGGAUUGUAGCAUUGACUAUAGUAGGGUGUCUGAGCAAAAAGUCGAGUAACCCUGAUGCUUUAGAAGCAAUGUUUGGAGCUAUUAAAGCUGUAAUUGGAGGUUCAGAAGGAAGGCUUGCAUUUCCUUACCAGAGAAUUGGCAUGAUCAGUUCAUUGCAAGAAUUGUCCAACGCUCCUGAAGGGAAAUAUCUAAACAGCAUCUCAUGUACAAUAUGUGGGUUUCUUUUAUCUUGUUACAAAGACGAAGGAAAUGAGGAGGUAAAACUAGCAAUCUUAAUAGCUAUAGCGUCGUGGGCAGCAAGAUCUGUUGAUACCGUCCAGUCAAAUUUAAUUUCUUUCAUCACCUCUGGCCUUAAGGAGAAGGAAGCUUUAAGAAGGGGGCAUCUUCGCACUCUUCGUGCCAUAUGUAAAAAUGGUGAAGCUGUUUUACAGAUGUCAUCGUUGCUAGGCUCUCUUGUUCAACUUGUAAAAACUGGUUUUACCAAAGCAGUUCAGCGAUUGGAUGGCAUGUAUGCUUUGCUUAUAGUUGCUAAGAUUGCAGCAUCUGACAUUAAAGCAGAGGAGAUUGUGGCGAAAGAGAAGAUUUGGUCCUUAAUAUCUGAAAAUGAGCCAUCACUAGUACCACAGACUCUGGUGUCAAAAAUGUCAAUAGAAGAUUCUAUGGCAUGUGUUGAGCUUCUUGAAGUUCUACUGGUGGAACAUUCUCGCAGAGUGUUGGAAACAUUUUCAGUCAAAUUACUCAUGCAGUUGCUACUAUCUUUAAUAUGCCAUCCAAGCUGGACUGUUCGUAAAACAGCUUAUGAUGCCACCAAGAAGAUUGUUGGUGCUGCUCCCCAGUUGUCUGAGUUCUUUUAUGAGUAUAAGAGUUUUCUUGAUGCAGACAAUUCACUGGAAGGCCAGACUCCCUAUUUACCAUCUGCUGAGGUUUUAGUGAAGGCUUUGCAUGUAAUAGCAUCUGCUGCUCUUGCAGCUGCUCCAAGUGCAUCAAGGACUUAUAUUUUAUUCUGUUCACAUCAUCCAUGCAUAGUUGGCACUGGAAAGAGAGAGACAGUUUGGAGGAGGCUACAAAAAUUUCUGCGCACUCGUGGCUUUGAUGUCAUUGGCAGUUUUUCUACUGAUGUUGCGAAACUAUGCCAGGAGCUUCUGGGACCAAUGUGUUUGAUGAGUGAUAAUAUACUUGAACAGCAAGCAGCUAUCUAUUCUUUAUCUACUCUAAUGUCAGUAACACCUGAAGAUACAUAUGCAGAAUUUGAAAAGUAUCUGAAAGCUUUUCCGGACCGUCAUUCACAUGAUAUGCUCUCUGAAAAUGAUAUUCAGAUUUUUCAUACUCCUGAAGGAAUGCUGUCCAGUGAGAAAGGUGUUUAUGUUGCAGAGUCUACAGGUGCCAAGAAUAUAAAACAGAAUAUGGAUCAUGUGAGUUCUAAUCAUUCAUUGAGAAGAGAAUCGGCUAGUAGGGAAGCUGCUGCAAUGGGAAAAAGAGAUGCUGGGAAAUCCACAAAAAAAGCUGAUAAGGGAAAAACUGCAAAAGAAGAGGCACGUGAAUUGAUGCUCAGGGAGGAAGCUUCCAUUCGUGAAAAUGUUCAGAAAAUACAGAGGAACUUAUCCUUGCUGCUAAGAGUUCUUGGGGAGAUGGCCAUUGCAAAUCCAGUAUUUGCACACAGCCAGCUACCAUCCCUGGUUUGUCAACUAGUCUUUUCUCCUUCCUUUAGAUGGCAAUAUUGUUUUCAGGUUUGCUGCUAUCAAUGCAAAACAUCGUUGGGACUUUUUGAGAGAGUAGUAAAUGGCUUAUCCGUCUCAUGUAAAUCUGGGCCCCUUCCUGUAGACUCCUUUACUUUUGUCUUUCCGAUAAUGGAGCGGGUUUUGUUAUCACCUAAGAGGACAGGACUUCAUGAUGAUGUGCUUCAAAUUCUUUAUUUGCACAUGGAUCCUCUUCUACCACUUCCUAGGCUCCAAAUGUUAUCGGCUCUUUAUCAUGUUUUAGGUAUUGUUCCAGCUUAUCAAGCAUCUAUUGGACCAGCAUUAAAUGAAAUAUGUCUUGGCCUGCAACCAGAUGAAGUUGCCUCGGCCCUAUAUGGAGUUUAUGCAAAGGAGAUCCAUGUGAGAAUGGCAUGCAUAAAUGCUAUAAAAUGUAUUCCUGCUGUUUCUAAUCGUUCUCUUCCCAAGAGUGCUGAAAUUGGAACAAACAUUUGGAUUGCUUUGCAUGAUCCAGAAAAGGCAGUUGCAGAAGCUGCAGAGGAUAUAUGGGAUCGCUAUGGGCAUGAUUUAGGGUCUGACUAUUCAGGAAUCUUUAAGUCACUUUCUCAUAUAAACUAUAAUGUUCGCUUGGCUGCGGCAGAGGCAUUAGCUGCUGCAUUGGAUGAAAAUCCAGAUUCUAUACAGGAGUCUCUAUCUACUUUAUUUUCUUUAUAUAUCCGCGAUGCUGGAUCUUAUGAAGCCAAUGUUGAUGCUGGCUGGAUAGGCAGACAAGGAAUAGCAUUGGCAUUGCAUUCUGCUGCUGAUGUUUUGAGGACAAAGGACCUUCCUGUUGUUAUGACAUUUCUAAUUUCACGGGCCCUUGCUGAUCCCAAUGCAGAUGUUCGUGGAAGGAUGAUUAAUGCUGGUAUUAUGAUUAUUGAUAAGCAUGGCAGAGAAAAUGUGUCCUUAUUAUUUCCGAUUUUUGAGAAUUACUUAAAUAAGAAGGCAUCGGAUGAAGAAAAAUACGAUUUGGUUCGUGAAGGUGUUGUUAUUUUCACUGGAGCUCUAGCAAAGCACUUGAAAAAGGAUGAUCCAAAAGUACACGCUGUUGUGGAGAAGUUGUUAGAUGUCUUAAACACUCCUUCAGAAGCUGUGCAACGUGCAGUUUCAACUUGCCUCUCUCCACUUAUGCAAUCAAAGCAAGAGGAUGCAAUGGCACUUGUUUCUAGAUUGUUGGAUCAACUGAUGAAAAGUGACAAAUAUGGUGAACGCCGAGGAGCUGCUUUUGGACUUGCUGGAGUAGUGAGGGGGUUUGGACUUUCUUGCUUGAAGAAUUAUGGGAUAGUGGCUGCAUUACGAGAUGGCCUUGCUGAUAGAAAUUCUGCGAAAAGACGUGAAGGAGCUUUACUGGCAUUUGAGUGCCUCUGUGAAAAGCUCGGAAGAUUAUUUGAGCCGUACGUGAUUCAAAUGCUUCCCAUGCUUUUAGUGUCUUUCUCUGACCAAGUUGUCGCUGUUCGUGAAGCUGCUGAAUGUGCUGCUCGUGCAAUGAUGUCCCAACUUAGUGCACAAGGAGUUAAGCUUGUCCUUCCAUCUCUGUUAAAGGGCCUUGAAGAUAAAGCUUGGAGAACGAAGCAAAGCAGUGUACAGCUACUUGGUGCUAUGGCCUAUUGUGCUCCUCAGCAGCUCUCGCAAUGCCUCCCUAAGAUUGUGCCAAAAUUGACAGAGGUUUUAACAGAUACACAUCCCAAAGUACAGUCAGCUGGGCAGAUGGCCCUGCAGCAGGUUGGAAGUGUGAUAAAGAAUCCAGAAAUUUCUUCUCUCGUACCUACUCUUCUGAUGGCUCUUUCAGAUCCCAAUGACUAUACAAAAUACUCUCUUGAUAUUCUCCUUCAAACAACUUUUGUUAAUUCAGUAGAUGCUCCUUCCCUUGCUUUGCUAGUACCAAUAGUGCACAGAGGUCUAAGAGAAAGGAGUGCUGAGACUAAAAAGAAAGCUGCCCAAAUAGUUGGAAAUAUGUGUUCUUUAGUUACAGAACCAAAGGAUAUGAUUCCUUAUAUAGGGUUGCUCCUCCCUGAAGUUAAAAAGGUUCUUGUGGAUCCAAUCCCAGAAGUUCGGUCUGUUGCAGCAAGAGCUGUUGGAUCCCUCAUCAGAGGAAUGGGAGAGGAAAACUUUCCAGAUCUUCUUCCAUGGUUGUUUGACACUCUUAAAUCUGAUAAUAGCAAUGUUGAGCGCUCUGGCGCUGCUCAAGGACUGAGUGAGGUUUUAGCUGCUCUUGGUACAGACUACUUUGAGCAUGUACUUCCUGAUGUUAUUCGUAACUGUUCUCAUCAAAGAGCAUCUGUUCGUGAUGGAUAUCUGACACUUUUCAAGUAUCUGCCAAGGUCCUUAGGCAUUCAAUUCCAGAACUAUCUACAGCAGGUGCUGCCUGCUAUAUUAGAUGGUCUUGCUGAUGAGAAUGAAUCUGUGCGGGAUGCAGCACUAGGUGCUGGCCAUGUCUUGGUUGAGCACUAUGCAACAACGUCCUUACCUCUGCUCCUUCCAGCUGUAGAGGAUGGUAUUUUCAGUGACAAUUGGCGAAUUCGGCAAAGUUCUGUUGAACUGUUGGGAGAUCUCUUGUUUAAGGUUGCUGGGACUUCUGGGAAAGCUCUACUUGAGGGAGGAAGUGAUGAUGAGGGCUCUAGUACUGAAGCACAUGGACGUGCUAUUAUUGAGGUGCUUGGAAGGGAAAAGCGUAAUGAGGUUCUUGCUGCAUUAUAUAUGGUUCGAACUGAUGUUAGCAUAUCAGUACGUCAGGCUGCCUUACAUGUAUGGAAGACAAUAGUAGCAAAUACUCCUAAGACUCUCAAGGAAAUCAUGCCUGUUCUGAUGAAUACUUUGAUUACAUCCCUUGCAUCAUCAUCUUCUGAAAGACGACAGGUUGCGGGAAGAUCAUUGGGAGAGCUUGUUAAGAAGCUUGGUGAAAGAGUCCUCCCAUUGAUAAUUCCAAUAUUAUCUCGUGGGUUGAAGGAUCCAAAUGCUAGCAGAAGACAAGGUGUAUGCAUCGGUUUGAGUGAAGUGAUGGCUAGUGCUGGCAAGAGUCAGUUGUUGAGUUUCAUGGAUGAGCUAAUUCCUACCAUUCGGACAGCCCUUUGUGACAGUGUUGCCGAGGUUCGUGAGUCGGCGGGCAUAGCAUUCAGCACAUUAUACAAGAGUGCUGGAAUGCAAGCAAUUGAUGAAAUUGUUCCAACUCUUCUUCAUGCCUUGGAGGAUGAUGAAACUUCUGAUACCGCCCUGGAUGGGCUGAAACAAAUAUUAAGUGUCAGGACGACUGCUGUUCUGCCUCAUAUAUUGCCCAAGCUGGUCCAUCUUCCCCUUUCUGCAUUUAAUGCACAUGCUUUGGGGGCUUUAGCAGAAGUUGCUGGUCGUGGCCUGAAUUCUCACCUUGGAACUAUACUUCCUGCUUUGCUCUCUGCAAUGGGUGAUGAUGACGUGGAUGUUCAAAAUUUAGCAAGGAAAGCGGCAGAAACUGUUGUCUUGGUUAUCGAUGAGGAAGGUGUCGAGUUUUUAAUAUCAGAGCUCCUGAGAGGAGUUGCUGACAGUGUGGCUUCUGUCAGAAGAAGUUCAUCAUAUUUGAUAGGAUAUUUUUUCAAAAACAGCAAGCUGUAUUUGGUUGAUGAGGCACGUAACAUGAUAUCCACCAUGAUUGUUUUGCUCAGUGAUCCAGAUUCAGCUACAGUAGCGGUUGCUUGGGAAGCUUUGUCAAGGAUUGUUGCUUCAGUUCCCAAAGACUUACUUUCUUCAUAUAUAAAACUGGUUCGUGAUGCUGUUUGUACAUCCAGAGACAGAGAACGUAGGAGAAGAAAGGGAGGAGCCAUUCUUAUUCCUGGAUUCUGUCUGCCGAAAGCCCUCCAGCCACUGCUUCCAAUCUUUCUACAGGGCCUUAUAAGUGGGUCAGCCGAGUUAAGGGAGCAGGCAGCACUUGGUCUUGGGGAACUUGUUGAAGUGACGAGUGAACAAGCAUUGAAAGAAUUUGUCAUCCCAAUAACGGGGCCUCUUAUUCGAAUCAUAGGGGACAGAUUUCCCUGGCAGGUCAAGAGUGCCAUUUUAUCCACUUUAAGCAUAAUGAUAAGAAAGGGUGGGAUGGCCCUCAAGCCUUUCCUUCCUCAGCUUCAAACAACAUUUAUUAAGUGCUUACAGGAUAAUACAAGGACUGUUCGUUCAAGUGCUGCUCAUGCCCUUGGGAAGCUUAGUUCCCUCAGUACGAGGGUUGAUCCUUUGGUUGGGGACCUCCUAUCCAGUUUGCAGAGUGUGGAUUCUGGGAUUCGAGAAGCCAUCUUGUCCGCUUUGAAAGGUGUCCUAAAGCAUGCUGGUAAAAAUGUGAGCCCUGCUGUUAGGAGUCGUGUUUAUAGUCUCCUAAAGGACUUAAUCCAUCAUGAUGAUGACCAAGUUCGAAUAUCUGCUGCCGGCAUAUUGGGUAUUAUAUCACAGUACAUGGAAGAUAUGCAGUUGAAUGACCUGCUUGAGGAACUCUUGGAUUGGGACUAUUCCCAGAGCUGGGUUGCUAGGCAUGGUUCAUUACUCACCAUCUCAUCCUUACUCAGGCACAACCCUUCCAAAAUUUCUACAUCUCUAAUGUUCCCAUCUAUCCUAGACUGUCUAAAAGUUUCCUUGAAAGAUGAUGACAAGUUUCCUCUCCGUGAGACUUCAAUCAAGGCACUAGGAAGACUUCUGCUUCAUGAAGUUCAAAAUGAUCCCAUUAAUUCAGCUCUAGUUAUAGAUAUUCUUUCAUCAGUAGUGUCUGCUUUGCAUGACGAAUCCAGUGAGGUCAGGAGAAGGGCAUUAUCUGCACUAAAAGCUGUUGCAAAAAGUAAUCCUUCAGCCACUAUGGCCCAGUUGACAGUUAUUGGACCUGCACUUGCAGAAUGUUUGAAGGAUGGGAGUACUCCUGUCAGACUUGCUGCUGAAAGAUGUGCGCUGCACAUUUUCCAUUUGACAAAGGGUAGCGAAAAUGUUCAAGCUGCACAGAAAUAUAUCACAGGCUUGGAUGCUAGACGCCUAUCAAAGUUUCCUGAAUACAGUGAUGACAGCGAAGACAGUGAGAACGACACCGGAAGUGGCUAAGAAGCCAGCAGUUUGUUAUUGCCCAUCUGUUUGAGUUUGAAUUCCUGUGCAACUACUAGUGAUUCUUCUCACAAUUUUGGAUUCCUCUGAACGAAUUAAAGAAGAGAAAAAUUUUUGAUGAUUGGAACCUUGAGGAAAAUCUUUGAAGGGUUUAUCUUUGUUCACAUUAAAUAGGUAUACACACUGAAGCAAGGUAAGAUACUCAAAAUUUCCCCCUUAGGCCCAUCACAGCAUUAAUGUAAUUGUUGAUGAGCCAGAUACCGACGAAGCCACUUGUAGACACUGAGAGCCCGAGUUUGCUUCCAUUAAUUUAUAAAGAAUGUGAAAUUUUGCUCUUGUAAUCUAUUUCUGAUUAUUUAAUAAUUCUUUUUUAAUGUUCAAGAGGGUAGCUGGGAGGGAGCUUGAUCCAGUUUUCUUUGUACGUCUGUAAUGUGUUAUAUAAUAACCUUUCUAUCCAUGAUAUGUAGUCCUUAAUGGGACUAUCUCUUAGUUAUUUAACUUGAAUCUUUGUUGGGAUCUUCCCCAAAACCAUUCUUAUCGAGGUAUUUUUGAUGAGGAAAAGAAUUCAUUGAGUA